Mizuhopecten yessoensis (Yesso scallop) is the source of this 1956-nucleotide messenger RNA. Its product is annotated as G surface protein, allelic form 156-like. The transcript has a single exon. The coding region runs from base 1 to 1956 and encodes 651 amino acids. The record is from RefSeq and is a predicted model, not a curated record. NCBI's taxonomy places the organism in Eukaryota, Metazoa, Mollusca, Bivalvia, Pectinida, Pectinidae.
AUGUAUGCUGAUGCUACUUCACAGGAUGUGAGCUGUGAGACUGAUGCUUCAUCCCUGGAUGUGAGCUGUGAGACUGAUGCUACUUCCCUGGAUGUGAGCUGUGAGACUGAUGCUACUUCCCUGGAUGUGAGCUGUGAGACUGAUGCUACUUCCCUGGAUAUGAGCUGUGAGACUGAAGCUACUUCCCUGGAUGUGAGCUGUGAGACUGAUGCUACAUCCAUGGAUGUGAGCUGUGAGACAGAUGCUACAUCCCUGGAUGUGAGCUGUGAGACUGAUGCUACAUGUACUUCACUUGAUGUGAGUUGUGAGACUGAUGCUACAUCCCUGGAUGUGAGCUGUGAGACUGAUGCUACAUCCCUGGAUAUGAGCUGUGAGACUGAUGCUAAAUGUACUUCCCUGGAUGUGAGCUGUGAGAAUGAUGCUACUUCCCUGGAUGUGAGCUGUGAGACUGAUGCUACUUCCCUGGGUGUAAGCUGUGAGACUGAUGCUACUUCCCUCGAUGUGAGCUGUGAGACUGAUGCUACUUACCUGGAUGUGAGCUGUGAGACUGAUGCUACUUCCCUGGAUGUGAGCUGUGAGACUGAUGCUACAUCCCUGGAUAUGAGCUGUGAGACUGAUGUUACAUGUACUUCCCUGGAUGUAAGCUGUGAGACUGAUGCUACUUCCCUGGAUGUGAGCUGUGAGACUGCUGCUACUUCCCUGGAUGUGAGCUGUGAGACUGCUGCUACUUCCCUGGAUGUGAGCUGUGAGACUGAUUCUACUUCCCUGGAUGUGAGCUGUGAGACUGAUUCUACUUCCCUGGAUGUGAGCUGUGAGACUGAUGUUGCAUCCCUGGAUGUGAGCUGUGAGACUGAUGCUACUUCCCUGGACGUGAGCUGUGAGACUGAUGCUACUUCCCUGGACGUGAGCUGUGAGACUGAUGCUACAUGUUCUUCCCUGGAUGUGAGCUGUGAGUCUGAUGCUACUUGCCUGGAUGUGAGCUGUGAGACUGAUGCUAAAUCCCUGGAUGUGAGCUGUGAGACCGAUGCUACUUCCCUGGAUGUGAGCUGUGAGACUGAUGUUGCAUCCCUGGAUGUGAGCUGUGAGACUGAUGCUGCUUCCCUGGAUGUGAGCUGUGAGACUGAUGCUACAUGUUCUUCCCUGGAUGUGAGCUGUGAGACUGAUGCUGCUUCCCUGGAUGUGAGCUGUGAGACUGAUGCUCCUUCCCUGGAUGUGAGCUGUGAGACUGAUGCGACUUCCCUGGAUGUGAGCUGUGAGACUGAUGUUGCAUCCCUGGAUGUGAGCUGUGAGACUGAUGCUGCAUCCCUGGAUGUGAGCUGUGAGACUGAUGCUACCUCCCUGGAUGUGAGCUGUGAGACUGAUGCUACAUCCCUGGAUAUGAGCUGUGAGACUGAUGUUACACGUACUUCCCUGGAUGUAAGCUGUGAGACUGAUGCUUCUUCCCUGGAUGUGAGCUGUGAGACUGAUGCUCCUUCCCUGGAUGUGAGCUGUGAGACUGAUGCGACUUCCCUGGAUGUGAGCUGUGAGACUGAUGUUGCAUCCCUGGAUGUGAGCUGUGAGACUGAUGCUGCAUCCCUGGAUGUGAGCUGUGAGACUGAUGCUACAUCCCUGAAAGUGAGCUGUGAGACUGAUGCUACAUGUACUUCCCUGGAUGUGAGCUGUAAGACUGAUGCUACAUCCCUGAACGUGAGCUGUGAGACUGGUGCUACAUCCCUGGAUAUGAACUGUGAGACUGACGCUAAAUGUACUUCCCUGGAUGUAAGCUGUGAGACUGAUGCUUCAUCCCUGGAUGUGAGCUUUGAGACUGAUGCUGCAUCCCUGGAUGUGAGCUGUGAGACUGAUGCUACAUCCCUGGAUGUGAACUGUGAGACUGAUGCUAAAUGUACUUCCCUGGAUGUGAGCUGUGUGACUGAUGAAGUGUUAGAAGAAGAAACAAGAUGUAGAGUGCACUGUUAA